AUGCGAAACACUCGAGUAGUAGGACUCGUGUUGUUGCUGUCCAUCGCUUUGGUUUUUCACAUUCUAGGAACCAUCAAACUUUCGAAUGAUUUAAAUGAUUUACCUUCUCUUUUGUCUUUAUAUAAUCAUCCAAUUUUUAAUCAAUUAUUAGAAUGGCGAAAACGAAUUGAAAAUUCCGAAACCAUGUUGCCAUUCAAUGAUCAACAAGUGACAGCAUCCGUUCAAUGUUCCAUGAAAUUUGUAGUCUUUUCCAAGUCGUGGUUUUCAAGUACCAGUAGUGGUAGUGAAAAUUCACAUCACGAACAAUUAUUAAACACUUUAAAAAGUAUUUUGAAAUUACGGAAUUUUCGAAUAUUUAUUCCUUGUAUUACGGUUGUUGUCGAUUCAACAAUGAACGAAAAGAAAAAUUCUAAACUUGAUUUGGAAACUAUUUUACAAAAACAAUUGAAUUUAAAUCAACAAGAGUUAAAAGUUUCGAAUUCUCUUCAAGAAUUAAAUAACAACGAAUUUGAAUCAUGGAAACAAUCUCAACAACCAUUCUCAACACUCAUUUAUCUCGUAGAAGAAGGAUAUGAAUUUUGUGAAAGGUCUCUCUAUCAUUUAAUGAAUAUUGCAAAAGAAGCAGCAAUGAAAAAGAAGAAACGAAAUGUGUAUCGAGCUUCUACUGGAAUUGUUAAUGGAUUAAUUUUUAAUGACAAAAUAAUGAAUGAGUUUUUGAACAAAUUAAUAAUGGAAGCAUCCACAAAGAAGAAUCCAACGAGUAGAUUUGUAUUAACAGAAUUGUUGGUUCUUGAUUUUUUAAAAAAGAAGGAUUUAUACAUGCAUCGCUGGCAACUCAUGACGAAAGAGGAAAUUCCAAAGCAAAAUGUGAAUGUACAUCAACCCCAAUGUUACGAAACACUGAUUGAUCCUACUUCACUGUUUUCAUUUGAUGUGGAUCGCUGCAAACACUCAAAAUUUUCACCAUGUGAAAGAAAUGAUGAUGAUUUGUUAGUGGAAAAUGAACUAAAUUCCAAAAACAAGUUCAUUGACACUGAAUUCGUUCACGACACUGCUCAAGAGGUGAUUUUCCCAGCAACUUCCAAGUUAAGUCUUUCACAACUUCAACAAGCUGAAUCAGUGUUGGCAGAAUUGGGAUCCUCUUGUGAUCAGGCAUGUGUAAAGAAGGGAAUGAAAUGCAAUCGAGAAUAUUUUCCAUAUAUCAAUAGGUGUGACGAGUUUAAACAAUAUCAUCAUUUGAGAUGUGAAUGUCUGAGAGAAGAGGAAGCAACUUCUCGAGCGCCUUAUCUCAAUCAAGAGAGGUGUAUGAUUGCUCUACGAAGAUCUGCAUUCAGGUGCGAUUCACGACCCAAAGAUAAGGCAGAAAGACGAUUAUGUCCUUGUUCUCCAAAAGAAACUAGUUAA
Naegleria fowleri is the source of this 1404-nucleotide messenger RNA. RefSeq lists its product as uncharacterized. Gene Ontology annotation, biological process: protein N-linked glycosylation. The transcript has a single exon. The record is from RefSeq and is a predicted model, not a curated record. Lineage: Eukaryota; Heterolobosea; Eutetramitea; Acrasida; Naegleriidae. The coding region runs from base 1 to 1404 and encodes 467 amino acids. Gene Ontology annotation, molecular function: alpha-1,6-mannosylglycoprotein 6-beta-N-acetylglucosaminyltransferase activity.